GUAUGAGUACUCUCAUCUUCACUGGUGGACCAAUUGACAGCUCUGCUGCUGCCGCUGCCUUAAUUAACCUUAUAGUUAUUGUUAUUGCUGCUAUCUCUUCUUGUUCUUCACUUGGAGAUUUCACCCUCUCCCUCUGCCUUUCACUAUCAGGGAUUUCUUUUACCAUAUGAUUUCUUCAAUUGCAAGAGCAAAAGCAAAAGCAAAAGCAGCAGAAGUGUGCUGAUAUGUUGAGGAACAACAAUGUGGUUGCCAGGAUUUUUCAGCGCCAAAUCCAAACUCCUCCUCCUGGAACCAGCGUUCAUUGUGCUCGGCGAUUCUAUGAGAAUUUAGUGCCUAGUUUUACCAUAUAUGAUGUUGAAUGCCCCGAUCAUUCAUUCCGCAAAUUCACCGAUGAUGGUCAAUACCUCAUUAGUUUUAGCAGAAAUCACCAGGAUCUCAUUGUUUAUAGACCCACUUGGCUCUCCUAUUCCUACAAACAAGAAGAUUGUCAUCUUCCAUCUAGAGCUAAGAGGUUCGACAGCUUCUUCACUCAACUCUACUGUGUCCCCCUUGCUUCCAGCAAUGAGGUUAUUUGCAAAGAUUUCUUUCUAUAUGUCAUCACCAACCAGUUCGGACUCUUUGCUACUUCCACUGCUCAAAUUCAUGAUGCACCUGCUAUAGGAGGAGCUAUUCAAGGAGUCCCUUCCAUAGAAAGAAUUACUUUUCACCUCUUGAGGUUGGAAGAUGGGGUGAUACUAGAUGAGAAGGUCUUUCGCAAUGAUUUUAUUAACUUGGCUCAUAACAUGGGUGUCUUCCUGUAUGAUGAUUUACUGGCCGUUGUGUCGCUUCGCUAUCAGACAAUAUACAUUCUCCAAAUUAGGGAAUCUGGUAACCUUGUUGAUGUGCGUGCGAUAGGUGCAUUUUGUCGUGAAGAUGAUGAACUUUUUCUUAAUUCUAACAGUCAGUGCAUGGCAGUGGCUGACAGAAGUAAACUGCAUCAAUCAUCUGGGAAUCAUGUCGAUAAUGGUGUCCAUAGUAAUCAGCUGAAUUCAGACAAUUCUUUUCUUUGUGGCAUUAAACAACGCUUGCUCUCAUUCAUUUUUCAAGGAAUAUGGAGUGAAGAAACUGAUAAAUUCCAGAGGGUCCAGUGCUUGAAGAAGAAAUUCUAUUUCCAUUUUCAAGAUUAUGUCGACUUGAUUAUUUGGAAGGUACAAUUCUUGGAUCGUCAUCAUUUGCUAAUCAAGUUUGGGAGUGUUGAUGGAGGGCUUCAGGUAUCACGAAGUGCUGAUCACCAUGCAUCAUUCUUUGCUGUAUAUAACAUGGAGACAACUGAAAUCGUUGCGUUUUACCAGAAUUCAGCAGAUGAGCUUUAUCUCCUGUUUGAGCAGUUCUGCGACCACUUCUAUGCUAUGUCAAGAAAUUCAUCUUACAUGAAUUUCAUAUCAUCACACUCAAAUAACAUCCAUGCUCUUGAGCAACUACGGUCCAUCAAGUAUAAAGCCAGCAGUCUUUCACAGUUUGUGAAGAAGAUGCUGACAUCUUUACCUUUCAGUUGUCAAUCACUGAGUCCUUCACCCUAUUUUGAUCAAUCUCUCUUUCGGUACGAUGAAAAGCUGAUAUCUGCGACUGACCGGCAUAGACCAUCGACAGAUCAUCCUAUCAAGUUCAUUUCUAGAAGGCAACCACAUACCCUAAAAUUUAAGAUUAAGCCAGGUCCUGAAGCUGGAAGUUUAGAUGGUCGAACAAAAAAGGUGUCGUCAUUCCUGUUCCAUCCUUUUUUACCCCUGGCUCUUUCCAUUCAGCAGACGCUGUUCUUGCAACCAUCAGUGAAUAUUCACUUUCGAGGGUGAAGAUAUCUCCUAAUCUUGGAUGUCAAUCUUCCAUUUGUAAGCAGCCUCUAUUUUGAGAUGAAAUUCGAGAGAGAGAGAGAGAGAGAGUACACUAGUCAAUAGCUUUUUCUUUGACUACAAAUCCUGUUUAUCUAUAGGGCUUGUAACAUUAUGCUUAUCAAAGUGGCAUGUAUUUUUCCGAA
Messenger RNA from Populus trichocarpa (black cottonwood), 2011 nucleotides. RefSeq names its product light-mediated development protein DET1. Gene Ontology annotation, cellular component: cullin-RING ubiquitin ligase complex; nucleus. The record is from RefSeq and is a predicted model, not a curated record. The transcript is spliced from 12 exons. Lineage: Eukaryota; Viridiplantae; Streptophyta; Magnoliopsida; Malpighiales; Salicaceae. The coding region runs from base 225 to 1829 and encodes 534 amino acids. Gene Ontology annotation, molecular function: ubiquitin protein ligase binding; ubiquitin-like ligase-substrate adaptor activity. Gene Ontology annotation, biological process: carbohydrate metabolic process; protein ubiquitination; positive regulation of proteasomal ubiquitin-dependent protein catabolic process.